Molecule: messenger RNA, 3003 nt
Organism: Penaeus vannamei (Pacific white shrimp)
Lineage: Eukaryota; Metazoa; Arthropoda; Malacostraca; Decapoda; Penaeidae
Source: RefSeq, a predicted model, not a curated record
AUGACUUCCCGACCCGACAAACCCUCCCGACGAGAGAGACUUCCCGACCGAUCAGACCACCCGACAGAUUCCCGACCACAAAACCUCCCACAGACUUCCCCGACCGACAAACCUCCCGACAGGACUUCCCGACCGACAAACUCCCGACGACAGACUCCCGACCGACAAACCUCCCCGACAGACAGACUUUCCCGACCACAAACCUCCCGACAGACUUCCCGACCGACAAACCUCCCGACGACAAACGACAGACUUCGCCGAACCGACAAAACCUCCCGACAGACAGACUUCCGACCGACAGACCACCGACAACCUCCCGACAGAUUCUUCCCGACCGACAAACCUCCCCGACAGACUUCCCGACACAACCUCCCGACGACAAACUCCGACAGACAACCUCCCGACAGACAGUUCCGGACGACAACUUCCCGACAGGACUCCCGACCGGACAAACCUCCCGACAGACAGACUUCCGACCGACAGGACCAGACUUCCCGACCGACAAACCUCCCGACAACUUUCCCGACCGACAAACUUCCCGAACAGAGACACAAAGACAGACAGACUUCCCGACCCGACAGACCACCCGAAACAGACUUCCCGACCGACAAACCUCCGAUCCCGACAGACUUCCCGACCACACAAACUUCCCGACACCGACAGACUUCCCGACCGACAAACCUCCGACAGACAGGACUUCCCGACCGACAAACCUCCCACAGACUUCCCGACCUCCAAACCUCCCGACAAAGACUUCCGACCGACAAACCUCCGACAACUUCCCGACCGACAAACUUCCCGACAGACACCGCAAACUCCCGACAACUUCCCCCGACCGACAAACCUCCCGACUCCCGACAGACAGACUUCCCGACCGACAAACCUCCGACAGACUUCCCGACCGACAAACUCCCGACAGACUUCCCCGACCGACAAACCUCCCGACAGACAGACUCCCGACCGACAGGACCACCGACAGACGACCGACAACUUCCCGACAGACUUCCCGACGACCGACAGAAGCUCUCCUACAACUUCCCGACCGACAAACUCCCGACAGACAGACUUCCCGACCGACAAAACCUCCCGACAGACUUCCCGACCGACAAACCUUCCCGACAGAACCUUCCCCGACCGAACACCUCCCGACAGACAAACCUCCCGACCGAACAACUCCCGACAGACUUCCCCGACCGACCAGACACCUCCCGACAGACAAACCUUUCCGACGACAAAACUCCCAACGACUCCCGACCGACAAACCUCGCCGACAGACAGACUUCCGAGAAACACCCACAGACUUCCCGACAGGGACAAACCUCCCGACAGACUUCCCGACCGACAACCUUCCCCGACAGACAGACUUUCAACCGACAAACCUCCCGACAAGACUUCCGCCGACGACAGACACGACAGACCCGACUUCCCGACCGACUUCCCGACACAAACUCCCGACAGACUUCACCGACCAAACCUCCCGACAGACAUACCCCCGGACAAACCUCCCGACAGACUUCCCGACCGAGACAGACUUCCCGACCGACAAAACUCCCGACAGACUUCCCGACCGACAAACCUCCCGAAGACAAACUUCCCGACGACAAACUCCCGACAGACUUCCCGACCGACAAACCUCCCGGACAGACAGACUUCUCCACAGACAGACUCCCGACAACAAACCUCCCGACCCGACAAACCUCCCAACAGACUUCCCGACCGACAAACCUCCCGACAGGACAGACUCCCGAGAAACCUCCCGACCGACAGAACACCCGACAGACUUCCCGACAGACCAAACCUCCCGACAGACUCCCGACAGGACAGACUUACCCGCCGACAGACCACCCGACAGACUUCCGACCGACAAACCUCCCGACAGACUUCCGACCGGACCAAACCUCCCGACAGACAAGACUUCCCGACAAACCUCCCGACCGGACAAAACCUCCCAACAGACUUUCCCGACCACAAAACCUCCCGACAGACAGGACUUCCGAGAAACCUCCCGACCACAGACCACACAGACUUCCCGACCGACAAACCUCCCGACAGACUUCCCGACCCGACAAACCUCCCGACAGAACAGACUUCCCGACCGACAGACCACCCGACAGACUUUCCGACCGACAAACCUCCCGACAGACUUCCCGACCGACAAACCCCGACAGACAGACUUCCCGACCGACAGACCACCCGACAGACACGACAAACCUCCCGACAGAGACCGACAAACCUCCCGACAGACAGACUUCCCGACCGGACAAAACCUCCCGACAGACUUUCCGACCGACAAAACCUUCCCGACAGACUUCCCGACCGAACCUCCGACAGACAGACUUCCCGACCGACAGACCACCCGACAGACUUUCCGGACCGACAAACCUCCGACAGACUUCCCGACCGACAAACCUCCCGACAGACAGACUUCCCGACCGACAGGACCACCCGACAGACUUUCGACCGACAAACCUCCCGACAGACUUCCCGACCGACAAACCUCACAGACAGACAACCGACAGACCUCCGACAGACUUCCCGACCGACAAACCCUCCGACAGACUCUCGACCGACUCCCGACAGACUUCCCGACCGACAACCUCCCGACAGACUUUCCGACCGACAAACCUCCCACAAGACUUCCCGCCCGACAAACCUCCCGACAGACGACUUCCGACCGACAGACCACCCGACAGACUUUCGACCGACAAACCUCCCGACAGACUUUCCUCCCGACAGACAGACUUCCCGACCGACAAACCUCCCGACAGACUUCCCGACCGACAAACCUCCCGACAGACAGACUUCCCGACCGAACAAACCUCCGACAGACUUCCCGACCGACAAACCUCCCGACAGACAAACUUUCCGACAAUCUUCCCGUCACGUCAUCCUGAUAGUCACGUCAUCACAAGUAACUUAAUAGGAAGUGAGAUAUGCGACUUAAAUCUUAAGGAGCUUUGUUCCUUCUGGUAUAAAGACAUAAGGUGUCUCUUGGAGGAUUAA